This is a messenger RNA of Anopheles darlingi, 1883 nucleotides long. RefSeq names its product probable cytochrome P450 12a5, mitochondrial. The record is from RefSeq and is a predicted model, not a curated record. The coding region runs from base 232 to 1794 and encodes 520 amino acids. NCBI's taxonomy places the organism in Eukaryota, Metazoa, Arthropoda, Insecta, Diptera, Culicidae. Gene Ontology annotation, molecular function: iron ion binding; heme binding; oxidoreductase activity, acting on paired donors, with incorporation or reduction of molecular oxygen. The transcript has 8 exons.
AACAACCAAAGAAGCUUUACCUCUUUACUGAGCGGCCCUAAUCAACCGGAACACCUUGCGGGGUGGUGUAAUCGAUAAAUCAGUACGCCGUGGAACAUAACCUUGAUCGGUCGAAACACCACAAGUCUCGCUGGUCUGUGGUCAAUUUUGCAGUGAAGUUGACUUAAAUCUAUCUGUUUUUUCACCGGUGAUCCGCUUUUUACAACCGUGUACCGUUUGAAAUCAGACAUUAUGCUGUGCUCGAGUAGCAUCGUGGUACGCCGAGGGAUCGCUUCCAGCUCGCAACUAUGGCGCAGUGUACAGGCCGCACCGCAACUCAGCAACGACGAUCUGAUCGAUUCCGAAUGGGCCACCGCUAAACCAUACGAAAGUAUUCCCGGACCGAACAUUUGGAAGAUGGUGACCGGUUUUAUGAAAGGCGGGCGUUAUGCGGAUCUGAGCUUGGUCGAUCUGCAUAGCCGGUUGCGGGAUGAUUUUGGAUCGAUCCUCAUGUUGCCGGGUAUGAUGGGCCGAAAAGAUGUCGUGAUGAGCUUCGACCCAGAGGAUUUUCAAAAGGUGUUUCGUACGGAGGGAACCUGGCCGGUAAGGCGUGGUCUGGACGCAAUGGCGUACUACCGGCAAAAACUACGACCGGACGUGUUUGGCGAAAUGGGUGGUUUAGUGACGGAGCAAGGCGAAAGCUGGCAAAAGAUGCGCACGAUUGUGAAUCCCGUCAUGAUGCAGCCCAAAACAAUGCGGUUAUACGUGGAUCAGGUGGAUGAGGUGGCUCGUGAGUUUUUGGAAAUUGUAGCGGGUUUGCGCGACUCAAAACAAGAGCUACCGGGCGAUUUUGAUCAAUGGAUUAACCGUUGGGCCCUGGAGACAAUGGGUGUGCUUGCAUUGGACACGAGGUUCGGUGUUUUGAAGACGGACCAAACUGAGGAAGCGAAAAAGAUCCUGGCGCUUGUGAGAAACAUCUUUGACUUAAGCUAUCAACUGGACAUAUUACCCUCGAUAUGGAAGUACUACAAAACACCAACCUUCAACAACUUGAUGACUACAUUCGAUGAACUAACAGAUAUUAUCAUGGCCAAGGUAGAUGAUGCUGUGAAGAGAAUAGAGAAGCAUCCAACUGCCGAAGGGAACCAGAGUGUCCUGGAGAAGCUGCUUAAGAUCGAUAAACACGUGGCCGUGAUUAUGGCCUUGGACAUGCUAAUGGCAGGAAUCGAUACCACAUCUUCCGGUUCAAUGGUCAUGAUGUACUGUUUGGCCAAGAAUCCCGACAAGCAGUCGAAACUUCGCGACGAACUACGCACAAUCAUGCCUAACAAGGAUUCACCUUUGACGGCGGAGAAUAUGCGUAAUCUACCAUAUCUUCGCGCCUGCAUCAAGGAAGGAUUGCGAAUGUAUCCUCCGGUAAUUGGUAACUUCCGGGCAACUGGUCGUAAUAUUGUGCUACAAGGAUAUCGUAUUCCGAAGGACACGGACGUCGUGAUGGGUUCGUUGGUGUUGCAGCAUGACGAGAAACGCUUCACUCGCGCCAAGGAAUUCCUUCCGGAACGUUGGCUUGCAGAUCGCGAUGCAGACAUUCCCAGUGGUAAGGACGCGAACCCGUUCAUCUUCCUACCAUUCGGAUUCGGGUCUAGGAGCUGCAUUGGUAAGCGACUAGCCAUGAUGGAGAUGGAAAUCAUAACGGCGCGCCUCAUCCGCAAAUAUGAGGCACGAUGGAACUAUGAGGACUUCAAAGUGCGAGCCACACUUGUCAAUAUUCCAUCUAAUCCAUUGCGGUUCGAGUUGAAAGAGGUUGAUCACUGAUCGAGGAUACUUUUGGAGGUAUUUUAAAUUAAGUAUCCAAAACGUUGUAUAAGAUAUUGGCUUUUAUAUAAAUGUAUCACGUUUGGUGA